AUGAACACAUGUCAGAAACCGAAUCAGACUGCAGGGCUUGAUAGUGCCGAUUUCGAGGAGACCGAGGAAGGAGAAGUGCCGGAGGUGUCCACCGAUACGGGGAGCACUUCGAGUGUGGAAGUAGUGGGGGCGGACGACGCCCACCCAUCGACAUUUGGUCGUCGAAUGGAAGAGGCCGAGGCCGAUGUGUCGUUUGCCGAUCCUAGGGAAGGCGUGCUGACGGUGGUCACCGGCCGACAAAGGAUACCGAUGGCGAAGCCAAAGGACCUUGUGUUCGGGGUGGACCACCUAGAGCCGAACGUCUUGACCGAGGCGGAGGUGGCGAAGGUUCGGGCCUUGUACAACAUUCCGGAAUUGGUAAAGAUGCGGAUCCUAGGGUCGUUGGAAUCGCUGACCAAUCCGAAUAGGGAGGUGGUCUUCUUCACGGAUGUCUUCAAGCACGGGCUUAGGUUGCCGCUGAGACAUUCGGAGCAGAAGAUCCUGGCAGAGAUCAGCUACGCCCCUGGGCACUAUGAGCAAUUCGCCCAUCAGUACAGUGUGACGAGGGCGAAGACCGCCGAUCAAGGGGGGUGGGGUGUAGUCGAACUGUCUGUCGGCGGGGCAAAGGGGGCAUUUCGUAGUCGGGGUGCCAACCUCGCAGAAGACCUGGCGUCGGCGUCGGGUGUUGGUGUCCGGAGCUUGGGAAUCGGCGACGGGAUUGAUUGUGAAGAGGCAUAUCCCCACUGCCUUCCAGACAUGUCCUUAAAACGGUCGAUCGCUACGAAAAGUGAGAUAGAAGUGAUCGAGUGCGUUCGGUCAAUGAUAGCUGAGGAGGGUCGUGUGCACAAGGCUCUGCUAGACUACAAGAACUUGUUCAAAGCGAGUCUGAUCAGCAAGCCUGAGUACCUCCGAAGGAAGGAGUGGGCUCGUGGGAGGGCAAUAACUGAAGCGACUAUGAGGAGGCUCGAGUCGCGGGCCCCUCAGAAGAAGAAAACCAGUUCCUCGAGGCCGAAGACGAAGCCGCCCCGUCAGGCCGAGGGUGCAUCGGCACAGGAGGGCACGCGAGGCGAUCAGCGGCGGGAGAGAAGGGUGGCGGAGGCUGAGCUGAUCCGAGAGGCCCAUCUCCAGGUCACCGGAAAAAGGGUGAUCAAGGGUGCUCUCGAUGUGACCCCUCUACCGAAGAGGCCAAGUGGGGCCAAACAAGGAAGCAAUCGUCCUUCUGUCGGACGAGGAGGAUGCCGAAGUGGAGUUGGUGAACAUCGCAUGCCCCUGGAACAUGGUACCGUUCGUGAACUGCUUCAUCGACGAUGCUCAGAUGGAGCUCCCGGAGCUGGAGCAGCUGCCGAUGAAGUCGGUGCGCGAACAGGCCGGACUUGCCUUCCGCCUCCAAGUUGCCGUAAGUAUGCUUACCUUAGUUUUGUCCAAGGGUUGAGGCGAUGGGGAAGUGCUAACGUUUGUGUUGUGUUGCAGGCUAACAUGGAGAUGUGGCUCGGCAUGAAGCGGGCUAUCAAUGCGGCCGAGCGUGUCCAGAGGAAGUACGACGAGGGCCAAGCCAAAAUCGCUGAGGUUGGGAAGCUACCCCAGGAUGCGGAUUGGCAUGCGGAGAACGCUGCCAAGAUAACCGUGCUAUCCUCCAAGUUGGCGGAAGCCGAAGGGCGACAAUGGAUGCCAAAGAGGCGAGGGCGAGGGCAGAGUCGGCGAAGGAGGCCGAGCGUCGAUUUCGGGCGACGGAGCUGGAGGAGGCCAUACAAUGCGAGGAUCUCAUCGUCCCCGAGGUUCAAGCACAUCAAUGCUGAUAAAAAACUGAACAUGAACUUCGUCCGGGAUCCGCCGCAGUUGCCCGAGAGGGUAACCGAGGAGAUGGUCGAGGCGUACCUCGGAGAGGAUGCCGAAGUCGAUUCCUCGAGCGGCUCAAAAUCGGACGGUGAGGAGGAAGAAACGACUCCCACUGCCGAGCCGUUGAGUGCCCGAGAAGAUGAGGGCGAGCCGGCACUGCCCGAGGCCGAUCCUCCAACUCCUUGA
Prunus armeniaca (apricot) is the source of this 2001-nucleotide messenger RNA. NCBI's taxonomy places the organism in Eukaryota, Viridiplantae, Streptophyta, Magnoliopsida, Rosales, Rosaceae. The record is from the annotation of a GenBank genome assembly.